AUGACUGUGGAAAGAUUGAAGAGAAAUCUUGCGUGUGUCAGAUGGAAAAUUGAAGAAGUGGGAGAGCACAGAAACCAAGAACUCGACUUGCAUUUGAUCCACUUUUCGCUUUUCCAAUUCUUUAAGUUACUUGCGCAAUCCGAUCCUAAUAGAUCUGGAACAACGCAGCUUUUCGGUAAAGCUCGGCAACAAUGUCUGAAGAAGGGGUUUAUAAUGGUGAGGCACUGGCUAAUCGUGUGGAAGAGGGCAAUGAACUGCAUAAUCCAUGAUCAACUUGAAGAGACUGUGGUAGAACUUAGUUUCCAGAAUGAAUAUUUGAAGUCUCAGUUUGUGGAUAUGAAGAAUCACUUUCUUGAUUCUGGCGAGCCUGAAGAACGAAAUAAAGCUAUGGAGCUAGACCAUUUGGGUUCCGAUGGUGAUGUCAGAGAGGUUCAUGAAAAAUUAGAAUCUUUGAAAAGAGAACUUCUAGAGGAAAGACAAACUCGGAGUGCUGCAGAGAAAGCUCUAGAGCAUCUUGGAGCAGCACACUCAGAGGCAGAUACAAAGGUUCAAGAGCUUUCUGCCAAACUUGCUGAAGCUCAACAGAAGAUGGAUCAAGAAAUAAAAGAUCGUGAUGAGAAGUAUUCUGAGCUUGAUACCAAGUUCAACAGGCUUCACAAAAGAGCUAAGCAACGUAUUCAAGAGGUGCAGAAGGAAAAAGAUGAUUUUGAGACCCAGUUUCGCGAAGUUAACGAGAAAGCUGACCGCGCAUCAUCACAGCUGUCAGCAUUGCAGCAAGAGCUGGAGCGUACACGGCAGAAUGCUAAUGAAGCUCUGAAAGCAAUGGAUGUAGAAAGGCAACAAUUGCGAAGUGCAAACAAUAAACUUCGGGACAACAUUGAAGAGCUGCGUCGUUCCUUGGUACCCAAAGAAAAUGCUUUGGAGACAUUACAGCAGUCACUUUUAGAAAAAGAUCAGAUGUUGGAAGACAUGCGGGGGUUAGUUCAGGCAGCUGAUGAAAAAAGACAAUCUUCUAUUGCUGAACUCUCUCUGAAGCACCAGAAGCAAUUAGAAGACAUGCAAGCCCAAAUUGCAGAUGCAUUAAAUGAUCGAAGCAAAGCAACUGAAACAAUCUCGUCUCUGAGGGCUCUGGUAGCAGAGAGGGAGUCCAAAAUUGCAGAGAUGGAUGCGGCUUCAAGUGGUGAAGCAGCACGACUUAGAGCAGCUUUGGAGACGUUAAAAGGCGAGCUUAGUCACCUGAAAAAUGAGCAUGAGAAAGAAAGAGAGAGUUGGGAAGCUUCUUCUCAGUCUUUGAGAAUGAAACUGGAGACUGCAGAGAGUACUCGUGUCCAUGCAGAAGUUGAAGUAGCGAAGAUGAGAAGUCAACUGGAAUCAGAAUUGUCUGUGCAAGCUCAGCGUUUAAACAGUAAGGAUGCUGAACUAGAUGCAGCCAAAGAAAAGAUCAACCGCAUAGAAAGUGAAUUUUCUUCUUAUAAAGUUCGCGCUCAUGCACUUCUUCAGAAAAAGGAUGCAGAGCUAGCUGCUGCUAAGGACAAUGAGCAACUCAAGGCUCAUGAGGAAGCUCUUAAGGAGGCUGAGAAAGAAAUAUCAUUAGUGUCUGCAGAAAGGGAUAAGGCUCUCCAAGAUCUGAAGGAUGUUUUGACUAAUCUUGAGAAGGAAAUUGCAUCAAGAGAUGCAGAUAUUCGCAAUGCAGAGCAACAGAUUAAGAGCUUGGAAAUGAAGUUGAGCUCUGCUCUUUCUGCUCACCAAUCUGCAAAAGAAAUGUGGGAGACAAAUCUUCAAAAUGUGGAAGAAACAUGGCGAUUGAGAUGUGAAGCCCUAAAGGAGCAAAAUGAGGUGUCUACUAGUCAAGAUUUGCAAAACGAAGUAGAUAAGCUUGAUCUACACUGUAAAAAAUUAAAGGAAGAGCAAGUUUCAUUUCGUGAUCUUGCUGAUAAAAUGAUCGAGGAGAAGGACAGAGAAAUUAGUAGACUUUUAGAUGACAAUAAGAAUCUACGCCUGAUGCUGGACUCGAGGCCACCCGUUGAUUACAGCAAUAAUCACUCAGACAAUCAGAAACUGGAAGCCUCAAAUUCAAGUGCGUUCGGUGCCGAACAACAAAUUUUGAUUUUGGCAAGACAACAAGCUCAGAGAGAGGAGGAGCUUGCUCAGUCACAGCGGCAUAUUCUUGCACUUCAGGAGGAAAUUGAGGAACUUGAACAUGAAAAUCGCCUCCACAGCCAGCAGGAAGCCAUGCUGAAGGAAGAAUUUCGGAACAUGGAAAGGAUGCAGAAGAGGGAAGGAGUGGAUUUGACAUAUCUUAAAAAUGUAAUUUUAAAGCUUCUGGAGACAGGUGAAGUGGAGAGACUGCUACCUGUUGUUGCGAUGCUCCUUCAAUUCAGCCCCGAAGAGCUGCAGAAGUGUCAAGCCGCCUACCGAGCAACGACUGAAAUUCCACCUAGCCCUGCAAGUGAUUCUUCAGGAUCUUCACGGUCUCUUUUCUCUAGGUUCGCAUUUUCAUAA
Messenger RNA from Fraxinus pennsylvanica, 2502 nucleotides. The record is from the annotation of a GenBank genome assembly. Lineage: Eukaryota; Viridiplantae; Streptophyta; Magnoliopsida; Lamiales; Oleaceae.